Messenger RNA from Penicillium lagena, 828 nucleotides. Its product is annotated as DUF3431 domain-containing protein. NCBI's taxonomy places the organism in Eukaryota, Fungi, Ascomycota, Eurotiomycetes, Eurotiales, Aspergillaceae. The coding region runs from base 1 to 828 and encodes 275 amino acids. The record is from RefSeq and is a predicted model, not a curated record. The transcript has a single exon.
AUGCGCCGCAAAGUCCACAGAGCACUCAUCCAACUCCUAUUCUUCAUUGCUAUUCUCUCCCUAACCCUCUUCCUGAACCGCCCCCAAUUCAGCUCCGCACCCAACAUCUUCGCAUGGACAAAAGUCCGGUACAGAACCACUGCCACCAAACUACCAGAGGCACGGGAUAUCUGUCCCAGUCUAUCAGAAAGAACAAAACCAGCUCUAGUUGUAUCCCGCGUCUCAUCAGAUGGCGAUCCCUCAUGGCUAUCCGACAUGCUCUCAACCCGCUACCACAUCUGCAUCUACAAUGUCGAUAGCCCGAUCGACACAACCUCAGUCCACCUCCAAGUCCCCAUGAAUCGGGGCCACGAAGCAAUGGUGUACUUAACCUUUUUGAUUGACAACUACAACGCUUUUCCGUCCUCGGGAGCGGUCUUUGUGCAUGGCUCCAGAUGGGCAUGGCACAAUGAUGCAAAGGACUAUGACAACGUCGCUCUUCUCGCAGCACUAGAUAUCCCCCGUGCCCUCACGCCGAGCGGAUAUCAUAAUCUGCGCUGCGACUGGAGUACGAGUACAUGUGACCCUUCUGCACCGGCGCAGGGAAGUCUUGAGAUGAGAAUGCAGGCUGCUCUUGAGCCAUGGAGUGCGCGUGCGGCGAGUGAGAUUGCGCUUCCUCUUGCGCUGGAUGCGCUUUUUGGGUGGUGGGGUUUGAGGUUGGGGGAGUCUGGGGGAAGAAUACGCCUUGGGAGAACUGAGGCUGUUCGCGCGCAGUGUUGUGCGCAAUUUGUUGUUUCGCGUGAAAGGGUGUGGCAGCAUGAACACCUCUUAGUCCGUACGGAUUGGUAA